Capsicum annuum is the source of this 1238-nucleotide messenger RNA. Its product is annotated as protein NETWORKED 3A-like. Bases 785 to 1039 code for a protein of 84 amino acids. NCBI's taxonomy places the organism in Eukaryota, Viridiplantae, Streptophyta, Magnoliopsida, Solanales, Solanaceae. The record is from RefSeq and is a predicted model, not a curated record. The transcript has 2 exons.
CACAAAAAUUCAAAAACAAUUUUAAUUAUAUUAAUGGACAAACACAACUCCAACUUCAAUUCAAUUUUUUUUUUUAUUUUCAUGGUCAAAUGCUCACUAAAACUCUUUAGUUGAGUAAUUUUAUUGAUAAAAAAUAAAAUUGAAUGAUUUCAGUAUUCAAAAUUUCCUAAUUAAAUGAACUUUUGAGAUGUUCGUAGUCAGUUAGUAGUAGGCUGUUGAUCUAAGAAAAAGCUACUUAGACCAAUUAAUUAAUCUGUCCAUCAACUCUGCUACAUGAAAUGCACGAAUACGGCUGCAACACGUGGCCACUUCUUAUUGGCUAAAAGAAAUCAAAUCGUUGUGGGACUAUACUUUCUUGUUGUCGUUGUUAAAGUGGUAGAUUAAAAGUGGCGUUUAAUGAUAAUAUUUGUAUCUUAAGUUGUUUUCAUGAUCUCAUAAAUCUGGUUAUCUGCAUUAAAUCAUACUCCCUCAGCUUUAUUUUACUCUGUUAUAUUUGAUCAUCAAGUGUACUGUACAUAUCUAUAUAUUCUUUGGGUAAAUCCAUGUUUUCAUGGAAACUGCAACAGAGCUUCAGUUUCUCUAUGUAAUAUUCGCAAUGUGCUUAUCAUUAAUUGAUGAAAGAGUUGAUAAAUGGAAAAUUAAAUUAGUUUCUGAUGUGAAGGCUUUUUUUUUUUUUUUCGAAUAAUGUAAAUGUAGGCCCCUAUUUUGCUUGUUGAUAUGAAGGCAAAACUGAAGGCAGAGAAGAAGCCAUUAAGUCCAUCUUCAACAAUGGGUUCUUCAAAUUAUGCAAAAAGGAGAAGCUUCAGUAGACCCUCUUGGCUUCUUUGCACUGUUACUGGAUUUGGAUGAGAAGAUGAAGAAGGUGGCUCUUAAAAUCCCAGAGAAAGACACUUCUGAUAGUUUUGCAGAACGCGCCGAUGCCUAUUACCAGCAAAGACCACAGCUCUUGGCUUUGCUUCAAGAAUUGUACAUCGCUACUGCCAAGCACUUGCCAAGAACCAUAAUCAUCGUCGAUACUCUUCCCCAAUUCCACCACUAAGUUACAAUGAGAAUGGUUACUGUAAUGAGGAAGACAAUUCCACCACUAAGUCAAUUGAUUCUGAUGCAGAGAGUUCAUUGUCAUAUCAGCCUUCCUUUCCACCUUCAACACAAAACAAAAUUGAUGUUGAAAUGAUAGUUGCUGACUUAGUGAUCAGCAAUGUGGACUAUGAUUUCGUUUUGGAUGAGCUCAAUCAAGU